AUGCGCGAGGACACGCCAGCCUCGGAAGCCAACACGAAAGUCAUGCUUUCCUCCUGCCAGACGUCGCUGGUCGCCGGUCAGGCGUCGAGCGAGGCCGGCCACUCGGAGCCGGUACCACCAGCACCAGCCGCGCUCGACCGGCUCGACACGAAAGCGGCCUCGGAAUCGCCGAACGCGUCUCAAUCGGUCGUCUGCUCGUCGAGCCGCCUCACGCGUCUUCUCACCGAGUGGCCACAGUCGGCCAGCCUCGAGGCGGCAGUCGAGGCCGCGACCGAGGCUGAAGCCGAGGCUGAGGCCGGCCUCGGGCCGACCGGCGUUGCGGAUCCUGCGCCGGUGAGCAAAGCGGAAGACGAGAUCACGGUCGGCGUGAAUGACGAUUCUGCGUCGUGGAGCGACACGAUCGAGGAACCCUCGGCUGCCGGGUUUGAAGGCUCGGGCGAAUCGGUAGAUCCGGUCUCGGGAAGGCCAACCGAGCGGCGCGGACAACGGCGAGCCGCCGGAACAAGGUCCACACGAGGCAGCCCCGCACGUAUCGGCCUGCUUCAUGAGCACCAACAGCAUCAGCAACUUCAGGAAGCGCAGGCGAAAGUGGAGGCGAUGAUGUUUGGCGUGGAAUUUCUCGAUCAGAACAAAGAGCCUCUCGAGGUGGCUUGCAUCGACCAGGAGGUCGUCUGGCAGAAGGAGGCCUGUAUUGAAAACGAGUUCACACACCAAGUGGGUUUUUGUGCUCACUCAACAGUCACUAACCCACCCUCAGGCUAA
Protopolystoma xenopodis is the source of this 762-nucleotide messenger RNA. The record is from the annotation of a GenBank genome assembly. Lineage: Eukaryota; Metazoa; Platyhelminthes; Monogenea; Polystomatidea; Polystomatidae.